UCAACAACGCAUUUUUCAAUCAAAUUCUAAAUUUGAUAUUCAACCAUUUAAUGUGAGUCCUGAUAAUUUCGAAUUGUUAAUUUCAACUCAAACCUUCAAAAAUCAAGCUGAUCGAUUCAAAAUUUCCGGCGGAAACUGUCACCACUCUCCCUUCACUGUUUUCUUUGGCAUUUUCUCCAUUUUUCAUCGGCGGCUAAAUCCGAAAUUAUUUCAACUGAUCGAUAACUUUAGUACCAAUGGAAGCUAAAUUUUUCCGCUUUCUCAAGAUUGUUGGGGUUGGUUACAAGGCGAAAGCAGAAUCUCAAGGCCGUCUCUUAUACCUUAGGCUUGGUUGUAGCCAUGUGGUUGAACUGACCGUUCCACCUGCAGUUCGCGUGUUCUGUUUCAAACCCAAUAUCAUAUGCUGCGCCGGGAUUGACGAGGAGAGGGUACAGCAAUUUGCUGCUUCUGUAAGGAGCUGUAAACCUCCUGAAGUUUAUGAAUGUACAUUGAUGAAGUUAUAAAAAAGAAGCAGGGGAAGAAAUCAAGGUAAUGCAUCUUGCCAGGGCUUGGCCUAGAGGUUAAGAGGCAAAUGGCAAUGCACAUAUAUAGUUCUUGAUUAGCUAAGCUGUUUUCUAAAAAUAACGUUUGAUCAUUCAUAAACAAAGAACAUACAGAAA
Solanum tuberosum (potato) is the source of this 659-nucleotide messenger RNA. Its product is annotated as 60S ribosomal protein L6, mitochondrial-like. Gene Ontology annotation, biological process: translation. NCBI's taxonomy places the organism in Eukaryota, Viridiplantae, Streptophyta, Magnoliopsida, Solanales, Solanaceae. Gene Ontology annotation, molecular function: rRNA binding; structural constituent of ribosome. The record is from RefSeq and is a predicted model, not a curated record. The transcript is spliced from 2 exons. Bases 237 to 503 code for a protein of 88 amino acids. Gene Ontology annotation, cellular component: ribosome.